AGACUCCACUGCUGAUUCACGACAGUUUCACAAACACACAGCCGUCUCGCUUUACGGUAGUGUGUGUCGCUCGAGCCAGGCAGCUGUCAGAAGGCAAUGCGAAUUGGACUGCCCAGUGCAGAGACACUGCAAGGUGGAUCCUUGAAAGCUUUGGUUGUGACGGUGCUCCUGAGUGUGUUUAUGUUCCAGCUGCUGAGGACUGUUGGACUGAGGGCGUUUUCCAUGGCAUCUGAGACUUACACAUCAGGCACACACUCUGCCGCUUUCGUCACUUGUCCUAAUGACACAGUGGCUAAAGAACUGGCCAGGGGUAUUGUGGAAAGGAAGCUAGCUGCGUGUGUCAACAUCGUCCCAGCAAUCACAUCGGUAUAUGAAUGGCAGGGUAAGAUUGAAGAGGACAAUGAAGUGCUUCUGAUGAUUAAAACAAGAAGUACCAAGGUGCCUGCUCUUGCCGAAUAUGUCCGCUCUAACCAUCCUUACGAGGUGGCCGAGGUCAUCAGCCUGCCUAUUGACCAGGGCAACCCGCCCUACCUCAAGUGGAUAGGGGAAAUAGUCCCUGAGUAAGGAUGGAGUGGAUGAAUUCAUUCAUGGAUUAAUGUUGGAAAACAUGUACACAGUUACUGUUUCCUUUGAAGAGACGUCAAGACACUAUCCAAAUCUGUAAUGGUAUUUCUAACUGCAUACGACCAAGAGUUAGAAGACAAUUAAAAGUGCCCAUUGUGUGAAUAAGUACCACACUGGGAGUUUUGAAAUGAUUCAAAUUAUGAUAGAGCUAAGAUAUUUCCUUUUUGCUGUGCUCCAGCCAUCAUUUGAUUCGUCCAAGUGCUGAAUAUUUUCCCUUCCAGUAUGUUUACCUCUAGAGGGCAGCCUUGGUCUUUAAUUUUCAGAGUCAGCCAGGUGCAGAAUGAACUGUGCUGCAGCUUUGACUUGUCUGAAAAUGCCACUAAAAUGUUUGAACAGACAUCUGAUAGAUUUCCAUGGUGAAAGAAGCAUUUUUGCAAUAAAGAGGAGGAUUAUUUUUUAA
Messenger RNA from Epinephelus fuscoguttatus (brown-marbled grouper), 1024 nucleotides. RefSeq names its product protein CutA homolog. Gene Ontology annotation, molecular function: copper ion binding. The record is from RefSeq and is a predicted model, not a curated record. Lineage: Eukaryota; Metazoa; Chordata; Actinopteri; Perciformes; Serranidae. The transcript has 7 exons. The coding region runs from base 97 to 564 and encodes 155 amino acids. Gene Ontology annotation, biological process: response to metal ion.